Molecule: messenger RNA, 919 nt
Organism: Dimorphilus gyrociliatus
Lineage: Eukaryota; Metazoa; Annelida; Polychaeta; Dinophilidae
Source: the annotation of a GenBank genome assembly
UAUGGCCGCCUAUAAACUUUAUAAUUACGGCCAUAAAGUUAAGCAAAGAACGCCGACGCCCGAUUUGGAUAAGACUUUAACGAUAACGGCAUUAAGGAUAUCAUCAGAUUUGGACAUAGGUGGUAAAUUCCUUCCAAGGUCUAGUUUAGUUCAAACGCCAACUAUAAAGAUCGAUGAUUUCGAAAGUGAAAGCUCAGACGAAGAUAGUGAUCGUUGUCCAAUUGUUAAAAUGUACGAUCUAGAGGAGGAAAGGGAUCAUAUGGUGGAGGAGGCUCUAAAAUCUUAUCGAAAUGCUCGGAUUAGCGAAAUGAUGGGCAAUAAUUUCGAAAAGUCAACUCCUUCAAGGAGAGUUACCAGUGCGAGAGAAUAUCUCGGUUGGAAAAGAAUGCCGCAAAGACCUCUUGGAACUUUAAUGAAUUUAUUACCCAACAAAACGACAAGACCAUCGACGGCUCCUGCGUGUCGUUCUAGUCUGUAUGUCCAUCAGAUACCAACAGCGUCGAUAGAACCUAUCAGAGAAGUGGAAUUAGCCAAUAGAAAUCAACAGCGAUCAGAAAGGCACGUCUUUCCACCAACGCCAGUAGAAAAGUCUCCGAGAAUUAAGAAGCCUAAAGAACAAGUCGCAAAACGACCUAAAACAGCUACGUCGGAUACAAGGAGUAUCCCUGCCGCUGGUAAGCCGUCUUAUCCUCAAAUGGAGCGUCAAUCGCGAAGUACAUCUACUUAUAGUUCAUUAUUUCGCUCGGUUGGUGAUAAUCGUAAAAGAUAUUUUAAUAUUCAUCCCGAUUGGGUAUCGGAAAACUUAAGUGUCGAAAAGUUAAAGAUCUCCGAACAGCAACGCGCAAGGUGCAGAUCGGCACCUGGCCACGGGAGAAUACCAUUAAGGAAUAAUCCAAUAGCCUGGUCGGAAGAUCUUUAA